Myxozyma melibiosi is the source of this 2865-nucleotide messenger RNA. RefSeq lists its product as uncharacterized. The transcript is spliced from 3 exons. Bases 219 to 2651 code for a protein of 810 amino acids. The record is from RefSeq and is a predicted model, not a curated record. NCBI's taxonomy places the organism in Eukaryota, Fungi, Ascomycota, Lipomycetes, Lipomycetales, Lipomycetaceae. Gene Ontology annotation, molecular function: small GTPase binding; guanyl-nucleotide exchange factor activity; ubiquitin binding. Gene Ontology annotation, biological process: vesicle-mediated transport. Gene Ontology annotation, cellular component: cytosol; endocytic vesicle.
ACGUAUUUCACCAUUACCAUUCAACAUUCAUCAGCCCGACGACAACAAACACCCAGUCUGGACUUUCGAACGGCUUAUGCAAAGCAGACAAGCGCAGAUAAUUCCUUUCUUGAACAAAUAGAGGAGAGCAAGUGCUCGUCGCCAGCAGACUCCACUCAUCUCGUCAUUUUUUUGUUGGUCAACAUCCGGGUUCCCGCGAUUCUACAGCGAAAGCAGUAAUGUCUUCCGCCCCGGAGAUGGAAACACCUGCGCCGGCUUUGAAUGAGGUUGAAGGCGACAUUCAUGCUGAUAAAGAGUCUGAAGAUGCUGCGCCGGCGGCAGCGGCGGUCGCGGACGAGCAGGAGGAGCAGGUGGUAGCGAGUUCAAAGGAAGAAGCUGCGGAAUCUUCCGAAUUGGCCGAGAUCACUCCCGCUCCUAUCCCAAUUGUUCCCGCUGCAAAGAAGAGUCUUCUCGAUAGCGACCAGGCCGAAAUGGUCCCACUUGCCGCUUCCUCCUCAUCCUCAUCAUCAACACCACCCAACCCCGUGCCAACCUCUCAAACACCCCCGCUCGCGGCCCCUCAACCAAUCGUCGGUACCGGAAUCAGCAGCAAUACGAACGGCAGCGCCGCGCUACUCAAAAGAGGCGGCGAGCUGGUGAACAACAUGGGCCCUGCCCUGCAGAGCAUCCUCGAGCAAUUCGAUCCUCUGUCGCUCGUCGCCAACGCAAAUCACCCCGACAACCGGCCGCCGGUGUCGCGCUCGAGCAGUGGCGGGUCUUCUGCGAGUAGGCUGUCGAGGUCGUCCAGUGCCGCGUCGCUCAUGUCGCGGUUUCAGAAAUCGGCUACGGGUGCAGCGGGAGAUGGUGCGGGAAAAUCACACACAGCACUUCCUCCACGCACCUCGUCUCGGAAAGGAUCAGCAAGUUCCUCGUCGACUAAUCUCAAAUCCUCAGAACAAACCUCAGAACCCGCUCCCGCAUCAUCAUCACAAACACAGUCAACAACCGAGGCUCAAGACGACAAGCAAGGCCAAUCUCUCCCCAAGCCCGAAGACCAGCCCGUCGAACUCCCGUUCGAUUUCCAACGCUUUCUCAAUCAGCUACGAGUAAAAGGCGCCGACCCGCUAUCGCGAUACCUCAAGAGUUUCCUGCACGAGUUUGGAAAACGCUCGUGGACGGUUCGGGAGCAGGUUAAGAUCGUGCAGGAUUUCCAAAACUUCAUCGCGCCAAGGAUACCGCUCUACCCGCCGUUCAACAACUUGCCGGAAACAGAGGUUGCCAACGCGCUCGAGGGAAUGGAGAAGCUGAUUAUGAACCGUCUAUACUCUCAAACAUUCUCGCCCGAGAUCCCGCGGGCGCGGAGAACGUUUAGUCACGAGGAGGAUUUGCUGCGCGACCGUGUUCUCGAGGAGAAGAUGGGGAUCUGGUCAUGGAUCGAGCCCGAGCACCUAGACGUCGAGAAAAGCAUCAUCGACAGCGGCGAGCGCUUUAUUCUUCUCGCGCAGGACGAGCUGCUCAAGAUCACCAAUUACCGCGCGCCGCGAGAUAAAGUCAUCUGCAUCCUCAACUGCUGCAAAGUGAUUUUCGGUCUUUUGCGGCAGACAAAGACGGAGGAGUCGGCGGACAAGUUCCUGCCGAUUCUGAUUUACGUGGUGAUCAAAGCGCAGCCGAAGCAUCUGACGUCGAACGUGCAGUACAUUAUGAGGUUCCGGAAUCCGGAUAAGUUGAAUGGCGAGGCUGGGUAUUAUCUGUCAUCACUGCAGGGCGCGAUCAGUUUUAUCGAGAGUCUGGAUCGGAGUGCGCUCAACAUUACAGACGAGGAGUUUGACGAACGAGUUACGCAAUCAGUAGCGCGGAUUCAAGAAAAAGAAAGCAAAGCAGGCGAAUCAGUACCCAACCCACCCCGCCUCCGCUCAUCAGUCUCGAGCGGCAGCUCAACAGCCCCCACCACCACCACCACCACCACCUCAAGCAGCGGCGACCUUCCCACCCCCGCAGCAGCAACCCAACUCCAAUCAACAUCAACCCCCCCUCUCAGCAGCCGUCCGGAGUCCCCUCCAUCGCGCCCAUUCUCGCCCGCUGACGUAGCAGGCGUUGCGUCGGACGUGGCGUCGCAGGUGCAUGAGGCGCUGAGCGCGACAUUCACGGCGCCGUUCAAGCAGUUUUCGAAACUGUUUGACACAGAUGAAGAGACCACCGCCGGUGGACAGCAGCAACCGACGAUGAUGCGACGUACGCGGACAGUGCUUGCCAACGCGCGCAGGAGCUCCGUCCCGCCUGCUCCACGCGCAACCUCCGUCUCCGGCUCCGUACCCGCGCGCACGGAAACCGCAUCGGCCACCACGACGACCCACAACAACACAGACCUGUCCUCCCACCGACGAAGCAUGAUGGCGAGCGUACCUCACAGCAAAUCAACGACGACCACACACCAACGCACGUUCUCGACCGCCUCGACGAUGCUGGAUCCGAGCGACGUAGCGGCGCGGCAGGAAUCGAUCGAGAACGCGGAGGCGCGCCGGAUCGAGCUGGAGUCGCAUGCGCAGACGCUCGAGACUUUGCAUCAGAUGUUUCCGAACCUGGAUAAGGACGUGAUCGAGGACGUGGUCUCGCAGAAACAUGGGCGGAUCGGAGCUGCUAUUGACGCGUGUUUGUCGCUUCAGGAUGAUUAGGUUUACAGGAUGUGUUUGCGUUGGGGAAGUUGUGCAGAGCGGUGAGAGUUUUUGUUGUGCAUUUAUGUGGGUUUUGGGAGAUUUGUGGGAGAUUGUAUGUUUAGGUCACACUUGAAGUCGUAUGGUUAGAGUGUCGAAAAUAAAAUUGUGAAUAAGCAAACAGUGGAUGUAUACAAUGCUUUCAGAUAGCGAUAAAUAAAUAGAUUUAGAAGCA